Messenger RNA from Trypanosoma theileri, 1074 nucleotides. RefSeq lists its product as uncharacterized. The coding region runs from base 1 to 1074 and encodes 357 amino acids. NCBI's taxonomy places the organism in Eukaryota, Euglenozoa, Kinetoplastea, Trypanosomatida, Trypanosomatidae. The transcript has a single exon. The record is from RefSeq and is a predicted model, not a curated record.
AUGUGUUCUCAGAAAACUCUCCGCGUAAGGCGGUUAACGAUGAUUGAGUCAGCAGAGGAUGUAUCUUUCUGGUUGACAAGGGUUCAAGAGCAGUGGUGUACCAAAGAUCCUAUUGCUAUACGAGUGAAGUCAGGUGAUGGUGUAAUUGGAUCUACUAUUCCUCUUCUCUUUGGGUAUCAUUCUGAUAAGGUGGGUUGGUGGGGUAUGAAUUGGGAUUCUGCAGAUACUAUCGAUCAGCUUAGCCGCGAGAUAGAAACUAGUAAUGAUUUGCUAGGAGAGGGAUUUGCUUUUACAGUGAGAGAAGAACCAUCUACACUUUUAGCUCUUGAUAUCAUAACAAUAACAGGGAAAGUUUUGGCUAUCGGGGUUCUUGAUAUCCGGGCAGCCUUUCUAGAAGAAGAAGAACUGCAGUCAUAUUGUCUUUCUUUGGUGCCAGAGUCAUGUGUUGUGGACGAUGAAACGGUUCAUGCUGUCCUUAAAGUGGAAGUUAUUUCCAGUAAAAACUGUCGUGAGAUAACUCCCAUAUCGUGUGGUAUACCUACUUCUAUUAAUUGUGGAGUUGUUGAAAUAUCUACCACAAAACUCUUCUUCCCUUCUUGUUUUCUCACUGGGAGUGGUUCUUUUGUUGUAUCUAAUGUCAUUUGCAUGAAAAACAUUACAACUGACAGCAUCACAAUACAACUGGCUUUGACAGGCAGCAACGACUGCAUUCAUAUGCAUCCACCAGGCAAAGUAAGUGUGGAGGCAGGUAAAAAGGCAUACUUUGUCAUCACUUGGGAUGUAUUCAAGAAGUUUGCCUCUAAAACGAAAGAAGGUGUACCAAUCGAGUUGCAUGUCAUGAUUUUUGCAGAAGGAGAGAGUGUUCAGCCCAUAACAUUUGAGAUGUUUGGACAAUCACCUGGAGCGUCUUCCUCUAAUAUGGCAUAUCACUAUUGGGUAAAUACGACUCUUAUUACCAAUAGACCGUGCUCAGCAGAAGAUGUUGCAAUGCUCAAGACAAUCCUUCCCGUGUUUCAGGUAAGUAAAUCAUGUUUGGUUACAGACCUUCCACCCAACUAUGAAAAUAUCAAUUAA